AUGAAGCUGGUUUUUGUUGCAAUCUUAAUUAUUGGAACUUCAGCUGGUUCUCCAGGCUACAAUUUCUUUCCAACUCCAUCAGCACUCUCCUGUGGUGAUAUUGAAACUCUAGUCAAUCAACUAAGUCCAGAUGCUCGUGAAGCUCUCAAAAGUCGAGUUUUAGAUCGUCCAGGAUUGCUCAACCUUGGCGAAAUUUUAGGUGGAAAUCUAUUGGUCAAUCUUCUUGACAGUGUAGUGUCAAGUCUGAACAUACUGAACCUCGAUAAGAUCUUGUUGGAUGAUAUUUUAAGACCCUUAAUUGUCAUGCCUGACAGAGAUUUUAACACUGACCCGUCUUGGAGAUGCUUGGUCAACUUGUUUGAAUCUGAAGAUUAA
Messenger RNA from Chironomus riparius, 375 nucleotides. The record is from the annotation of a GenBank genome assembly. NCBI's taxonomy places the organism in Eukaryota, Metazoa, Arthropoda, Insecta, Diptera, Chironomidae.